Messenger RNA from Cydia fagiglandana, 1342 nucleotides. RefSeq names its product prefoldin subunit 3 (gene mgr). The transcript has 4 exons. Bases 172 to 726 code for a protein of 184 amino acids. The record is from RefSeq and is a predicted model, not a curated record. Gene Ontology annotation, molecular function: tubulin binding. Gene Ontology annotation, biological process: microtubule-based process; tubulin complex assembly; protein folding. Gene Ontology annotation, cellular component: cytoplasm; prefoldin complex. NCBI's taxonomy places the organism in Eukaryota, Metazoa, Arthropoda, Insecta, Lepidoptera, Tortricidae.
UGUCUCACUUGUCUCCUCUCCUUGCUUGUUCCGUAGAAAUAAAAAUUUUCUCGGCGAAUAAAAAAAUGAUUGCGGCAUCUUAUAAUAAAAAGUGUUAUACGUCGUGAUAUAAAUCGUCGGUGCUGCUUUGAAUCGAAUAAUUAUUACAAAAGAUCAAUAUAUUAAUAAAAAAUGGAAGGUGAUGCAGCGGAGUCCGCAAAUGCAAAAUCUUAUUCGGGAAUUCCUGAAGCUGUAUUUGUAGAUAAUGUUGAUGAAUUUAUGAGUUUACCAGAAAACUCUGAAGGUGUAGAUAAAGUAUUACGAAAACUCGACGAACAGCAUGGCAAGUACAAGUUUAUGGAAUACACCCUAGCAACCAAAAGGAGGCGCUUGAGGCAACAAAUUCCUGACUUAGCUAGAUCACUUGAAAUGAUAGAGAAAUUGAAAGCGCAGAAGGAAGAAAUGGAUACUCAAUUUUUAUUAAGUGACCAAGUUUUUGUUAAGGCUAAUGUACCACCAACUGAGAAGGUAUACCUGUGGCUGGGAGCUAAUGUGAUGUUGGAGUACUCUUUAGAAGACGCUGAGAAGUUACUCUCUACCAAUAUGGCAACUGCUAAGAAAAACUUGGCCUGUGUAGAACAUGACUUGGAUUUCUUACGUGAUCAAUGGACAACCACUGAAGUAAAUAUGGCAAGAGUGUACAACUGGGAUGUGAAAAAACGUCAAGCCGCUAAAGCUAACUCAUAAACUAUGCUAACCAUAAACUAUAGCACCUAUCAGAAAAAAGAUAGAUUUAGUCAUAGGUACUAUUUUAUAUGAACUAAUGGAACAAAGUGUCUUUGGCAAGUUAUUAUAUUAUGAUUAUUUAAUAUUAACAGGUGUUUUAAUGUCACAAGUUGCCAGAGAUUGCAUUUUAAGGGUAUUAUUCCGCACUAAGUGCAUUUACAGAUUGAAACUUGCUUCAUAAUAGGAGUUUUAGCAGAAUAUGUAUUUCUUUAGUUUAAAACACUAAAGAAAUAAAGUCGGAUGCUUUUAAAUGUUCCAGUGUGUUACUUUUGAUGUUUUCUAAACUAACAUAUUUUGUUUUUCCAUAAUGAACUAUGAUACCCUGGUGCUUUUAUUAACUUACUGAAUUUAGUUGUACUAUUCAUUGCUAAAUGUUUGUACUAUGUACAAUUGUACACUAUGUCUUAGGCAUGUCCAUAUUUUAAUUUGUGAAGCCAUAAUUAUUCUCAAGUUGGCCAGUUCAGAUUACUAAAUGUUACGGAUUUGCAAAAUGCUUAAUACUAUUUAUUUACAAUUGAAUUGUUGUGUUCUCUGGAUUUGUUGUUCACAGGAUUUUGUAAUAAAUGCUUGCUUUUAA